Odocoileus virginianus texanus is the source of this 1493-nucleotide messenger RNA. The record is from RefSeq and is a predicted model, not a curated record. NCBI's taxonomy places the organism in Eukaryota, Metazoa, Chordata, Mammalia, Artiodactyla, Cervidae.
ACACCCCGGAGCUGGUCUGAAAUACUCCCAGGCCUUCCUCUUGGUUCUGUCUUCACUAAUGCUGGCCUGCACUCCUUUAAACUGGGGGCCCUAAGGCUGGAAUCUCAAAAUACACCCCACAGGCCACUCGUCCGUGGCUCAUUCCAGCAUUCCAGGGAGGGCCUGCUGACCUGAAGGUAUCCUCUGGCCUCCGGUCUGAGUCACUCUGCUUCAGGUCAAAAGACCAGAGAAGAUUCGGUGUCAGGACCUGCCACUGGUGAAGUGCCUGCCGCCUGAGGAAGAGUCUGCUGAGGGCACGGGUCAUGGACUUCAUCACCUCCACGGCCAUUCUGCCCCUGCUCCUGGGCUGCGUGGGCCUCUUCAGCCUCUUCAAGCUGCUUCAGUGGCUGCGCAUGAGGGCCUACGUCCGGAACGCCGUGGUGGUCAUCACCGGCGCCACGUCGGGCCUGGGCCGAGAAUGUGCCAGAGUUUUUCACGCUGCGGGUGCUAGGCUGGUGCUCUGUGGCCGGAACGCCGAGGCCCUGGAGGAGCUCAGCCAAGAACUUGCUGCUUCCCGGACUCCGGAGGUGCAGACACACAAGCCUUAUACGGUGACCUUCGACCUCGCAGACCCUGGAGCCAUAGCAGGGGCUGCCUCCAAGAUCCUGCAAUGCUUUGGCCACGUGGACGUGCUCAUCAAUAACGCUGGGAUCAGCUACCGAGGUGCCAUUGUGGAUACCAGCCCAGACGUGGAUAAGAGAGUGAUGGAGACAAACUACUUUGGUCCAGUAGCUCUGACAAAGGCACUCCUGCCUGCCAUGAUCAGAAGGCGCCAGGGCCACGUGGUUGCGAUCAGCAGCAUCCAGGGCAAGAUCAGCCUGCCUUUCCGAUCCGCGUACGCGGCCUCCAAACACGCAACCCAGGCCUUCUUUGACUGUCUGCGGGCUGAGGUGGAGCAGCAUGACAUCGAGGUGACGGUCAUCAGCCCUGGGUACAUCCACACCAAUCUCUCCCUUAACGCAGUCACAGCCGACGGAUCCAAGUAUGGAGUGAUGGAUGAGACCACGGCCCAGGGCCGAAGUCCUGUGCAGGUGGCCCAAGACGUCCUGGCUGCUCUGGGGAAGAAGAAGAAGGAUGUGGUGCUGGCCGACCUGAUGCCGUCCCUGGCUGUUUACCUUCGAACUCUGGCUCCUGGGCUCUUCUUUAGACUCAUGGCCUCCCGGGCCAGGAAGGAGCGGAAGUCCAAGCACAGCUAGUGCCCGUCCUGGUGGCCAGGUGGGGCAGUCGCUGCUCCAUGGGGACUGUGUUGGACUUCUGCCUCCCGGGUGGGGAAGGAGGGAGACACACUCCCCCUGCAGGCUCCUGGCCAGGCCUGCUGGCAGGGGACGGGAACUAGGAGGACAUCUGGGAACCAGGAGGGGUGAGGACAGCUUCCUCCAGGUGGAGGGUCUAAACUCUGGGACAUGAAAUAAAGGAAGGAGCCUGGGAGCUGUGGUCCCUGAGGGCAGGCAGAA